AUGGCUCACCGUCGUCUGGUUCUCUUUGGAGGACAAGGAUCUCAAUCCAUAUUCUCGCCCAACGCCUCCAAGACUGCAGUGCAAGAUGCUCGGUCUGUCAGUGCUGGUACCAUCCUUCUGUCUAGAUGCCAUGCUGCAUUCUUAGAAGAGAUCGCGACCCUAGAUGGCGAGUCACAAAAGCUUUUGGCCAUCGACCUUCUCGAGUUUGUCUCGCCAGUCUGUCUACUCAAGCCUACGGUGCAAUAUCACAGACAUCCUGUACUCCAGGCCACAACAAUCUAUCUCUGCCAGAUGCUAAGGUAUCUGGCCGUGACACUACAAGAUGGCGUCUACGAACAUUCUUUCGAAACACUCGAAUCAACAGCUGGCUUUUCUUCCGGCAUGAUACCAGCCAUGGUUGUGGCGAGGUCACCGAACGUUGAUGAAUUCCUAUCAUCUGGAGUUGAAGGCUUCCGUUUGGCCUUCUGGAUAGCUUGUCGCAGUUUCUUUUGGACAAAAGGCGUGGACAGUGGACACAAGGACUAUGUCGGCCGAGAAGCAACCUUGUCUCUUGUGACUCGAGGCUUGACUAAGCCCGAAGUUGAGGAGAAGUUACGGGAGUUUCAUUCCAGACAUGGAACCGAACGACUGCAAAUUUCGUCUAUCCUGACUUCAGGGUCUAUAUCCAUUUCUGGACCCAAGCCUGAUCUAUGUUUGUUACAAGAGGAACUGCAAACCAUGUCCGGUAUGACAACUACUUUCGCUCAUGUUCAUGGCUGGUACCACGGAGGAGAGCAGCUACAACCUGUUGUUUCACAGGUCAUGGAAGAUAUUGAACGGAGAUCCAUAUUCCUGUCUCCUUGUUCAGUACCUAUGAAGCCUAUAUACUCAACAUUAAACGGCGAAUUGUUCGAUGGAAUGACCACUUCUUCCAACGAAGUUGUGGAGUGGCUUACUCGACAUCUCCUGAUGUAUUGUGUAGAUUGGUCUACCACCAGCCAUGAAAUGGCAGCAAACAUACAGAAGACCCUAAGCGUUGACUCGGAGACUAAGAUCAAUAUCAUCUCACUUGGACCUAGCUCCACAUCUCUCUUUCCAUCCAUUGAGAGAUGUGAUCCUCGGAUCGAGUUGCUGGAUGUAUCAUCUUUCAAUAGUGGCAAGAGACUAACACAACAGUCUUCAAUCGGUCAAAACGACAUCGCCAUUGUUGGUAUGAGUGUGCAACUACCCAAGGGCAGAGGAACCGAUGAGUUAUGGGAGACUUUAUCUCAGGGCUUGAACGCUGUACAAGAGAUCCCAGGAAGUAGGUUCGAGCUCUCCGACUUUCACACGGAUGAUAUCGACAAGCCACGGUCAAUGCCUACCAGACAUGGAGCAUUUAUAGAAGACCCUUUCAGCUUUGAUAAUACCUUCUUCAAUAUCUCCCCACGGGAAGCAAAGUCCAUGGAUCCGCAGCAGAGGAUUCUCUUACACGCCGCCCAGGAAGCCCUCGAAGAUGCUGGGUACGUGCCUGACUCAACACCAUCAUCUCAGAGAGCCACCACGGGAUGCUACAUUGGAUUGGCGACGGGUGACUACACUGAUAAUCUCCGCGACGACAUCGACACUUUCUACCCUUCUGGUACUCUUCGCGCUUUCCAUAGCGGUAGGAUAUCGUACUUCUACCGUCUCAGUGGUCCUUCUAUUGUGACUGACACGGCGUGUUCGUCUUCAACUGUUUCUAUUUAUCAGGCCUGUCGGGCGAUACAGAAUGGCGAUUGCACGGCGGCUAUUGCGGGAGGGGUGAAUGUUAUCACAAGCCCAGAUAUGUAUCUGGGGCUAUCGCGAGGACACUUCCUGAGUCCGACAGGUAAUUGCAAACCAUUCGACGCAGCCGCCGAUGGCUAUUGUAGGGCUGAGGGUUGUGCUCUUUUCGUUCUCAAGCGCCUUUCAGAUGCCGUUGGAGAAGGCGAUCGAAUCCAUGGAAUCAUCAAGAGCGCCCAGAUCAACCAAAGCGGCAACUCCAGCUCUAUCACACAUCCUCACAGCACGACCCAGACCGAGCUACUCAAUCGACUGCUCGAGAAAGCCAAUGUCGACCCCGCGACUAUCAGCGUUGUUGAAGCUCAUGGCACGGGGACGCAAGCUGGCGACGCCAGAGAAGUCGAGACUCUGAAGCGCGUGUUUGGUACACAUCAUUCACCAGCGAAUCCCCUGGUUGUCAGUUCUAUCAAGGGCAACAUAGGCCACUGCGAAGCUGCUUCUGGCGCAGCUGGUCUAGCCAAGCUAUUGCUAAUGCUUCGCAACAACGAGAUUCCUAUGCAAGCUGGAUUGAACACCCUGAACCCAGUCCUAGGCGACUUACAGAGCUCCGGUCUACUCAUCCCAAGACAAAAUAUGCCGUGGUUGCCAUUGAAAGGGAUGCCUAGGAGAGCAGUUCUCAAUAACUUUGGGGCUGCUGGGUCAAACGCAUCACUGCUGAUUGAAGAGUGGAAGGGACAGAAGAGUAAACGGGAUGAGGCGUGCAAUCGUUCCGCUUAUGUCUUUGCCUUAUCGGCGAAAUCUGAAAAGGCUCUUCAAUCUGCUGUCGACCGACAUAUUGAGUUCCUGGCCGAGAGUCAUGCGCAACUGGCGGAUAUCUGCUAUACCGCAACUUCACGACGCCAGUAUUACGACCAUCGAUUCUCGAUUGCAUGCAGCUCAAAGGCGGAUUUGCUUGUCAAACUGCAGCAACUCAGAGCUACACCGUCCAGUCCUACGCGAAAGGUCACGUCAACGGUAUUGGUCUUUACAGGACAAGGUGCACUUUACAGUGGUAUGGGCCAGGAGCUGAUGAGCACAUAUCCACCGUUCAAGGAUAUAAUAAUAUCUUGCGACCGCAUUAUCAAAGAUCUUCGCUUGGGGUGUCCCAGUAUCCUUAAUUAUAUCCAGUCGCAUACACAAGCGCAUAUGGACACGUUGAGUAAUCCGGAACAUCUUAUGGCCUCUCAAUGUGCUUGUAUAGCGCUCGAAUACGCCCUCGCCACGACAUUCAUAUCGUGGGGGAUCAAGCCUGACUAUCUCAUUGGCCACAGUCUCGGCGAAUAUGCGGCUCUAUGUGUGUCGGGUGUCUUGGCACUCGAAGACACAUUUCGCAUCGCGGCAUCAAGAGCAAAGAUGAUGGACAAAUACUGUCCCUCUGGCACAUCAGGGAUGUUAGCUUGCCACAUGACCCCCGAGGAAUCACAAGCUAUCAUUUCCACGGAGCCUGCCCUUGAUGGGUUAGCUUUGGCGUGUCACAAUGGGACUCGAGACUGUGUUAUAGGCGGUCCGCUCACACAACUUGAGGCUCUGCAGAAACGGUGCAAGACUCAAAGUAUCCGGUCAAAGCUCAUCAACGUUCCUUAUGCCUUCCAUACACCAGCCAUGGAUCCCAUAAUGGAACACCUACGGGCACUAGGACGAACAGUCAAAUUUGGAGACGCUGCGAUACCUGUCAUAUCUAAUGUUGAUGGGCGCCUGCUGAGCGAUAACCUCACAUCGGACUAUUUUGCAGACCACGCAAGGCAACCUGUGUGUUUUCAAGAAGGCGUACUAAGUCUUCAAAAUUUGAUCGGAUCGUCUAAUCUUGACGAUUCUCUGUUUAUUGAGAUAGGCCCACAGCCUACUCUGCUGCCGAUGCUCCGAGAUUCAAUCCCCUCCAGCUCCUGUGCAUAUCUCGGGACACUACAAAAGGGCCGGGACGCGUGGGUGUCUCUUACGCAGACACUGGCUGCUAUCUCGUUGCGAAAAGUUGCGGUGGAUUGGCGUGGAGUAUUUACUGGGACGUCGGCACAAGUCGUUACCUUGCCUGGGCAUCCGUUGCAUGGGACAAAGUUCUUCAUACCGUUUCAAGAGUAUCGACAUGUUAAGAGUAGCCUAAGCACCACUGGAUCGGUCACUGUCAACCGUGUCAGGACACAGCAUGCUUUACUACCGUGGCUGAGAACUGAUACAUUUUCGACUGAUGAGUUGACGUUUGAGACUGACAUGACGACUCUUGGACCUUUGAUCUCAGGGCAUGAUGUUGGGGGGACACCAAUCUGUCCAGCGUCUGUCUUUCACGAAAUGGUCAUCGAGGCUGCACAAACCCUUUUGGACCCCACAGAGACUCAGGUUCUCGUCGUGGGCGACAUCAGCUUCUCUAGUCCACUAGUAUACCUACCCUCAUCGCCCUCGCAUAGGGAUGCCACAGUGUGCGUACGUGUCACGAGGCAGAGUAACGCCUCACCUGGCACCGCUGUCUUCAAAGUCACAUCCCGCGCCUCGCCAACAUCUUCUGCCGAGACAGCACAUUGCUCUGGAAAUGUCAUGGCAAAGAGUCUCUCCGUCAAUUCGUCGCAAUGGGUAAGGGACCAUGCUCUAGUGACCCGUCAGAGUCGGCAUUUCUCUGGUGCUGGAAAGGAUCAAACAAGUACCUUUCGCACUAAGCUUCUGUACGAAACCAUUUUCACUCGUGUUGUCAAAUACGCUCCAGAAUACCAGACUCUACAGUAUCUUGACGUCGCCGAUUCGAACCUUGAGGGAAUUGGCUCUUUCAAGAUGCCGUCUAGUGCGCACCCGUCAGAUUCCCAUAAGAAAUAUCUGGUCAACCCUGUCUUUACUGACACACUGCUACAUGCUGCUGGCUUUAUCGCAAACCUCGCAAUCGGAUCCAAUGAGAUCGGCAUUUGUUCUGGUGUCGAAUCGAUAGAGAUCGCCUAUCAUGGAGUCAACUAUCGAGACUCAUUCAAGAUCUACUGUAAUCUACUCGAGAUCAAAGGCGUCAUCCUUGCAGAUGCAAUUGCGAUGGACAGCUCCAACAGGGUUGUUGCUGUCGUUCGGGGCAUGGAGUUCAAGAAGCUCCAGCUCACUACAUUCCAACUGGCCUUGUCCCGGAUGUCUUCGGGUGAGGCUGCCAAGCCCGACGCAAUGAGAAAGCAACAACCACCAGCGAGAUUAACGUCAGCACGAAUGAUAGACCAGGUCGACGCGCCUCAAACGAACCAGAACAUUGCCAUCUCCUCCCCUGCACAUUCCAGCCCCGCUCAAAUAAAGACUGGCAUGAGCCAGAUUCUCAAAGACAUUGUUGUAGAAGUAGGAGGCUUCACCGAACAAAACAUCAACUAUACCAUGUCCCUUGCUGAUCUUGGCAUCGACUCCAUGAUGCAAAUCGAAAUCGCAUCAAAACUCUCUCGUCUGUUUCCCGGACAGGCGGGUCUAAGUCACCAUGCUUUGUCCGAAUGCGAGACAUUAGAAGAACUAGACAACAUGCUGCUGUCAGUCAUUCAACCUUCUGACCAACCCUUGCCCCAAUCAUCUGCUGUUAAGGCCCCAAGCAGUGUCUCUCAGCUAUCCUCUUCCGAAUCCACCCAGGCACAUACCCCAGCCUCCUCAGCAUCUUCGGAUAUAUCAGAGCUCUCGGGUGAUUCUCGCAACUUACCCGUGACAUUACAUACUUCUGAGGGAACUCAGACUCCGCUAUGCCUAUUCCAUGACGGAAGCGGACAGAUCAGUAUGUAUAAACGGCUUAGGGGCAACGACCGCAGCGUGCAUGCCUUCUUCGACCCAUAUUUCUGCAACUUCGAGGGAAGGCGAUCUUUCUAUUCCAGCGUUGAGCAGAUGGCCGAGGAUUAUGUGUCGAUGAUCAUCAGCAACGCUAAAAGUCCAUCUUCACCGUUGAUACUGGGCGGAUGGUCGUUCGGUGGAAUAGUAGCUUACCAGGCAGCUCAACAUCUCACGAACCGCGGCUUCAACGUCAAGGGUCUUGUAUUGAUUGACUCGCCUUGCCCAGUCGAUCACGAGCCACUUCCAGCAGCUGUCAUCACUAACAUCACAAAUCCCAGUGGUAAACCCGGACCUCUCGACUCAGGCAGCUCUAAGGCAUUAGAAGAAGAGUUCCUCUCCAACGCCUCACUACUGGGAAUUCAUAAACCUAGAUCCUUCACAGAGGCUACCGGUAGGAGUCUUAAGACGAUCAUGCUGCGUAGUCGUGAUGUGCUAGAUACCGAGGCGCUCUACGGUGUAAAGUAUGAUUGGCUCAGUCGUCAAGAUACCCGGGAUGCUGCGAUUGGCACUUGGGAGAAGUUGGUUGGUGGUCAUAUUGAUGUUCUCCUCAUCCCAGGGAAUCACUUUCAGCCAUUCACUAAAGACAAGGUCGACGAGACAGCAACCCAGCUUUGGAAGGCAUGUCGGGAUAUUGAAAGGUCGUGA
Molecule: messenger RNA, 6168 nt
Organism: Fusarium sp. VM40
Lineage: Eukaryota; Fungi; Ascomycota; Sordariomycetes; Hypocreales; Nectriaceae
Source: the annotation of a GenBank genome assembly